Oreochromis aureus is the source of this 2302-nucleotide messenger RNA. RefSeq names its product adenosine receptor A3-like. The coding region runs from base 29 to 1213 and encodes 394 amino acids. Gene Ontology annotation, cellular component: dendrite; membrane; synapse. Lineage: Eukaryota; Metazoa; Chordata; Actinopteri; Cichliformes; Cichlidae. The record is from RefSeq and is a predicted model, not a curated record. The transcript is spliced from 3 exons. Gene Ontology annotation, biological process: G protein-coupled adenosine receptor signaling pathway. Gene Ontology annotation, molecular function: G protein-coupled adenosine receptor activity.
UUACUGAUGAAAUACAGAUGGUGUCUCCAUGGAGUGCAUGCCUGUUGUUUGUGCACGUAUAAGCGCAUGCAUGUUCGCAUAUAAAAAGUGUCAGCUCAGUGCCUUUUUUGCUAAAUUGAAGCCAAAAGGAACAACAGACUUUCUUAGCAACAAACCAUCAACUGCGUUGGAUGUUACUCAGCUGCCUUCAAGGAAAUUUGUUCUGUCAUUCAUAACAGCUUCUGGUUGCCUUGCUCUAAUGGCUGAAUGGAGCUGGGUGGCCUACACAGUACUAGAAGUGCUUAUUGCUGCAGCAUGUUGCUUUGGUAAUGUGUUGGUGAUGUGUGCUGUGUAUUUCGGUAUCCGGGAUUCCCUUCGGGAACCAACAUUCUGCUUCCUCGUGUCAUUGGCAAUGGCUGACUUCCUUGUGGGUGUGGCCGCUGUGCCCCUUGCAGUAUUAUUGGAUGGCUGGGUGAGUCUAAUCCCUGAGUUGUGCCUGCUUCUCAGCUGUGUUGUGCUGGUGUUGACGCAGGCAUCUGUGCUGUCACUGCUAGCAAUUGCUGUGGACCGAUACCUGCGGUUGCACACACCACUCAGAUACAAAGCCUUGGCCACUCAAAGGCACACAUGGAUCGGCGUGUCUGUUUGCUGGAUACUUUCAUGUCUCCUUGGCUUCACGCCUCUAUUUGGCUGGCACAAUUACUCCUCCCCAGCAUCUGAUUCUACCAACACAUCUUCCACUUCUUUCAUCCAUCCGCCAUGCACUUUCCUCUCUGUUAUCUCCCUCCCUUUCAUGGUCUACUUCAACUUCCUCGGAUGUGUAAUGGCACCCCUGCUGGUCAUGACCCUCCUCUACACUCGAAUCUUUUGGAGCCUACAGGGACGUCUAAAGGACAGCUGCCCUCAGACCCAGGCCUCUCUGCUCAGGGAGAAGAGGCUGGCCUGCUCCCUGGCUCUCGUUCUCAUCUUGUUUGCUGGCUGCUGGAUUCCUCUCCACCUGAUGAACUGUCUGCUGUUGUUUCAAGGCCCUCAGGCUGUCACACAGGGAACGCUCUAUACAGGUAUUCUCCUGUCUCAUGCCAACUCAGCAGUCAACCCUGUGAUCUAUGCCUAUCGCAUUCCAAAGAUCCAGCAGGCCUACAGUCAAUUAUGGAGGCGCUUCCUUGCAUGGUUAAACUGUUGCCAUCGGAAAAAAGCAGGUGCGCAGAUCAUUAACAUGCAGCUAAACCAUUAACAUACACAUCUGGAUAAAGAUGGAACACCAGUCUCCAAUAAGGGGCCUUUUGGUCACUGAGUUCAAAGGACUUUGUAAGAAAGUUUCUGUCUACUCAUAGAAACUGUGUUCAACCAUCAUUUAAAGCUUUAUCAAAGCUAAUCACAUAGACUGGGGAAAGAAACCAGUUGAGAGUAAAUUCUAGUUACGGAUAUUUGUGUGGAAACUUUAUUCUACAAGUAGCAAUUUCCUGUGUCUCCACUAGAGGGCAGCAUACACUAACAAACGGUACAGCUCCUGUUCGAUGACAAUCACAACUGCAGUGUGUGACAAAUAAUUUCAAGUUGCCAUUCACUGAUUUUUGGACCACUUAUUUAACACAAACGUGACUUUAUUAAAAUGUACAUAUUUUAAAAGCACAUAAGUUAACAUUUUCAGUCAAUUCAACACUAAUCGUGUAAGUCCUGCGUGUCUUCCUCCUCCUUUUUUAUUAUAUCUGGCAAUAAAAUUCAUACUUGAGCCAUGAGCAUAUGUUCCUCAGUGUGCAGUGAGCUCCUCAGGGAAGGCAAUAGACUGUAUAGUUAUCACCUGAGCAGGGUGCAGUCCCACCCACCAAACUAUACAACCUACUACCUCACCCUGUCAGAGCCCAAGUCAAACACACCCCAGGUUCGCCUUUCGAAAAAUGUUGGACCUAUUUACCUGCUCGACGUGAAAACAAGAAUAAGACUGCUGAAAGCUCAUAUUUUUGCUUGGAGAUGGCAGUCGGCGAGUGGCUGACUCGGCUGUCUCUUGGGAAAGACAGUAGAUUGUAUAGUUAUUUAAAAAAGAGGUUACAAAACCCCACAACUAUUCAAUCUACUACCUCAGCUCCAAGGACAGCAUCCACGUUGCUUCAACAUCGAAGAUCCACAAAGGUAUCCUUCCUGCAAUGGCACAAAGAAAAAAAGCGCUCAAUAAUAUUAACUAACUUGUAACUGAAAUGCAUCUGGUUAUUAAAGUAUUAUUCUCAUGUACUUUUAAAAGUUAAAUUUUUCACAAUAUCUUCGAGUGACAUCUUGAAAUUCAACCUCUGCAAAAAGGAGCCUAGUUGCAUUUUCGCUUUUAUUC